GUUAUCACUUAGCACAACGUUAGAAACCGCACCUCAGUAAGACAACAGUCGAUAUUAUUUUGCUAAAAUGGGUAUUUGUUGUUCUAAACCUAGGAAGAUGGGGUAUAUCGAACGUCUAGUUCAAUGUGAAGAGUGGAAGCAAGCUAAAUUAGCUGAGAAAUACAAAGUUCGUCCGCCAGUAAAUCAGCACCUCUGGACAGAAGAAUUGUUAGAGAUUGUAAGGAACUAUGAAGAUGUGGAUUCUCUUGCUGUAGAUGAAUCUCUUCUUACGACCGAAACAGGGGAAAUGUCUAUAUGCACACCCGAGAUAGAAGACAAUCAGAAAGCAGAACCACUCGUGCUUGAUGAAUCUAGCAGCACGGUUGCUAUGUUCUGGUCUUCGUAGAUGUAAGAACCGAGUGGUGUAGUGUAGAACGCCGGACUCCUGGCACGAAGGGCGCAGAGAUUAGGCUACGAAUCGGGCAAUAA
Molecule: messenger RNA, 468 nt
Organism: Mercenaria mercenaria
Lineage: Eukaryota; Metazoa; Mollusca; Bivalvia; Venerida; Veneridae
Exons: 2
Coding region: 68-385 (105 amino acids)
Source: RefSeq, a predicted model, not a curated record